UCGGCGCUGUCUCUUUGCUUCUUUCGUCCCAGCUGGCCUGCACACAAUACACGCAUUAACCGUGUGCAUGGAUUUUGGACCCCGUGGACGGCGUGCAACACGCAGGGAGCACGACACUCAUUAGCAUGUCCGCCAGACCGGAGUGAUGGGAGGCCAGCUCGCGUGAGCGCCAUGGGCUGCGGCGGGAGCAGGACGGACGCGCUGGAGCCCCGCUACCUGGAGAGCUGGACCAAAGAGACCGAGUCCACGUGGCUGACCGCCACAGACACCGACAUCCCGCUCUCGUCCAUCCACAGCAUCCCGUCCGACGGCUCCGAGGCCUGCUUCGCUUCGGAGAAAAACGCCGGUCCUGUGCCCGAUAUCUUCGAGGACGGCCUCCCGCCUCCCGCUCAAGCCUACCUCAAAGUGUGCUCGACGGCGUCCCAAGCCAGCCUCAGCCACGUCGAGCCGAGCGGCAGCGGCGUUCUGGACACGCAGGAGGGAGCCCCCGUUUCCUCGGCCACCACGGUGCAGCGCACCAGCGUCCUGCAUACCGAGGAGAUUACAAAGUGGCAGGACAACCGCAUGUCCACCAAGCAGGUGACCAUCACGGUGACGCAGAGCAUCCAUCAGGUGGACAAGAACGGCAAGGUGAAGACGUCGCUGACCACCUACGAGGUGCUGACGCCCUCCGAGGCUGUCGUCCAAACGCCCGCCGGCGGCGCCGCUGCCAACGCGCAAGGCGACACCAUUCCGUCGCAUCUUUUUUCACAGUAGCUCAUAACCAUACUAGCUUCCAAAUCCAGCAACAUGUAUUUAGGAUCAUAAAACACAAAAAUCAAAUGAAAAGCAUUCUUCUGCAGUUACUUCUACAUUUCUGGAAAAGGAUUUGACAACUCACUUUUCUCACAUUUGAGCUUUCUGUACUGCUUAGAAAAGGGCCCAAGCAUUGUGGAUGUAUUUUUGGGGUCACGUUCAGUGUUGCGCUCGUGGAAGGGCUUGAAUAACGUGGCACAAUCAAGUAUUUUUAGUACUUUUUAGGGAGCGAGGGUCUUGAGUUCACCCUCGAGGACGAGAGCUGAACACGCCUGAGCUAAACUCACAAAUGAUUUCUAAUGAGGGAAAUGAUGAAAUUUCUACUUUAGCUCCGGAAGCUGACAUUGAAGGUUGCACUUUUAGACUGGGGUGAAUGUUUUUCUAGGUGUUAUUUGUACUACUGUGUGUCUUGACUUCUGUCUUGAUUGGUGUUUUGUAAAAAAAACAAUAAAAGAUGCUCUCAGUGACACCAAUA
Molecule: messenger RNA, 1270 nt
Organism: Syngnathus acus (greater pipefish)
Lineage: Eukaryota; Metazoa; Chordata; Actinopteri; Syngnathiformes; Syngnathidae
Gene: baalcb
Product: BAALC binder of MAP3K1 and KLF4 b
Exons: 4
Coding region: 172-756 (194 amino acids)
Cellular component (GO): cytoplasm
Source: RefSeq, a predicted model, not a curated record